This is a messenger RNA of Brassica napus (rape), 801 nucleotides long. RefSeq lists its product as uncharacterized. The transcript has a single exon. Bases 1 to 801 code for a protein of 266 amino acids. Lineage: Eukaryota; Viridiplantae; Streptophyta; Magnoliopsida; Brassicales; Brassicaceae. The record is from RefSeq and is a predicted model, not a curated record.
AUGUAUGUGUCUACCUGGCCCGAUAUCUUCCAUCUCUCAAUAUCCACACCAGAGCUGGUCAACACGCUGAGGCUGAUGGGCCAACAGGUCAAGUGGCCCCCAAAGAUAAAAGCACCUGACUCAUUCCGGAACCCGGGACUCUGGUGCGACUUCCAUCGCGAUCACGGCCACAAAACUGAAGACUGUGUCGCCCUGAAGAUCGAGGUCAACGAACUGCUCCAAAAGGGACAUCUCCGAGAAUUCCUUUCAGAGAAAGCCAAGGCUCAUCUUAGCAAAGACGCAUCAGGGAAAUCCAAAGGAGACGCACCAAGCUCACCACCUCGCCAGGAUCGGGUGAUUCAUGUCAUCUCAGGAGGCUAUGAAGUAAGUGGUGUGAGUCAUGCAGCUGCGAAGAAGAGCACCCGUAAUGCUAAACACGGCCUGGAGACUGCUCAACCUAAACGCCUACUUCUUGGUACCGACGAAAUAAGCUUCACAGCCAAGGAGCAAGAGAAGAUGUUAGCUCCCCACCAUGACGCUCUAGUUGUCUCUCUCACCAUAGUGAACUGUUUGGUGAAAAGAAUACUAGUAGACAAUGGGUCCUCCAGCAAUAUCAUCUUCCUGACGGCGUACCAAGACCUAGGGUUAGAGGAGAAUAACCUGACGUGCAAAGUAACUCCACUCAUCGGGUUCAGCGGAGAGGUCAAGCAAACCGCUGGGGAGGUUGUUCUACCAGUAUAUGCUGAAGGGAUCAACCUAUCUACCAAAUUCCUGGUCGUGGACUGCCAAUCGGCAUACAACAUGAUCUUAGGACGACCCUAG